Messenger RNA from Funneliformis caledonium, 198 nucleotides. The record is from the annotation of a GenBank genome assembly. NCBI's taxonomy places the organism in Eukaryota, Fungi, Glomeromycota, Glomeromycetes, Glomerales, Glomeraceae.
AACAAUGGAAGAAGUGAUGUUAGAGGAUCACAUAGAAAUUUGUCACCAGAAAAUAUGAUGGCUGCAACACCAACAUAUGGGCCUGAAAAAAGAAGAAAUAAUUUAGAAAUAGUUGAAUAUACAGAAAUUAUGAAGAUAUUAGAUCCUAACCUGCAAGAUACAAUAAAAGACAUGGUAAAUGGAUUUCAUUUGCAGUAG